AUGGAGGGGAGCAGCUUGGGAAAACAAGGCGAAGGGGAAGGGCAGGUGGCCAAGAAGUCCCACAAGGCCUUACAGAAGUUCUUGCAAGAGGCUCAGAUCAUCUUGGACCAGAACCAACUUCUAAUCAACGAGGUCAACAAGAACCACGAGUCAGCCAAUCCUGAGGACCUUGGCCGCAAUUGCGGCCUCAUCCGGCAGCUCUACGACAACCUCAAACGCGUCACCGACCUCUACGGCGGCGUCCUCACCUCAUUAGCAGGGCAGAGCGAGGCCACCACCAGUAGCGGCCCCACGGAGACUCUGUCCGACCAGUGA
Spirodela intermedia is the source of this 315-nucleotide messenger RNA. The record is from the annotation of a GenBank genome assembly. Lineage: Eukaryota; Viridiplantae; Streptophyta; Magnoliopsida; Alismatales; Araceae.